AUGGGUGAAAAACUUUUGUAUAGAACGCACCUCACUGACAGAAAGGCUAUGAAUAACAGGACCAGACCCACGCGAAUGACCGUUGGGGCGCGACUCCCCCCUGCGGCAUUCCGUCGCGUCGCGAGGUCCCGGCAGUCCACCGCCGGGUCUUCGUCCGGCCGACCGAACCGUCGUUUGGACGCCCCGCGGGCGAGGUCGAUCGCUAGACCUUCCCCGGCGUCGGCCUCCGUCGCGAUGACGGAGGCCGCGGCGGCGGCGCCGCGCGCGUCGUUGGACGCGACGAACGCCGCGGGCGGGAGCGAUGUCGUCCCGUUCGCGUUCGAGAGGCGCCGAGCGAGGCUGGACUGGCGGCUCCUGCACGCCGUGGACGUCGAUCGCAUGAUGCGCGAGGGCGACAUCGACGUCUUGGAGAGCACUCUGGAGACCGUCGCGUUCGGCGACGUCACCGUGGAGGACAACCGCAACCUGACGUCGCACAACGCGCGGAAGAUCUUACGACUGGCGCAGUGCCAAGUCGAGUACCUCCUCCACGUGCAAGAGACCCUCGUGACGCACAAAGAGAGGCUCCGCGCGGUCGCGGAAGACGCGCAGAGGGAGGCGCUCGAGGUGCGCGAGAAGCGGAGGGAGGAUAAGGCGAAGGCGAAGGCGAUUCGGUUGGAGCUGAGGCAAGCGCGGAAGGCGCUGAGGACGUACGAGCUCCUCGAGAAGAUUCGCGCGGGUACCCCCGUGGACGAGAUCUUAGCGGGGGAGAUCUUGGAGACGGCGGCGAACGCGAACGACGACGACGACGAGAACGCGGACCCCACGCGCGGCGACCGUCUGCGCGUCGGUAAGGAGCUCUUCGCCGCGGCCGUCGCGAGCGGGCAGGUUUCCAAGGGCAACAAGGCGACCGGCGAAUCGACGACGACGACGACGACGACGGCGAUGAUGAGCCCGGACGUCGCCGCCGCGAAAGCCGCCGCGCGAGCGAUGGACCAGAUGAAAGCCGAGAGGACCGCGGCGAAGCGCGCGGCGGAGCAGCAGAAGGAGCACGACGCCGCGAUGCAGCGCUUGCGCGACGAGAAGGACGCCGCCGUGAAGGCGCUGAAGGAUUCGGAGGCGGCGCACGCCGAGAAGUUGGCGGCGCGGGAAAAAACCUUCAAGGGAAAGAUCGCGGAGCUCGAGGCGAAGCUCCGCGACGCACAACGCGCGGCCGAGGACGCGACGCGGAAGUCCCACGACGCGUCGCUGAGCGUGUCGAAAGACAUCGAGCGGAUCGAGAACGAGAAGAAGCGGCAAGAGGAGCUCGCGAGGGACUUGGAACGCGUCGCGACGGAACGCGCCGACGCCGCGAGAGAAGCCGCGGAGGCGCGCGCGGAUGCCGAGAAGAAGCUCGCGAUCAUGACCGCGCACGCGGAGGCUGCGGAGAAGCGCUUGCAAGAUCUCGAGUCCGCGGACGUGACGGUCAUGGCGGAGCUCAAGGAGCGAUUGGAAGCGCGAGACGAGGAGGUUGCGUCGCUUCGAAAAUCGACGCAACAGCUCGAAGCGCAGGUCGUCGGCCUCUCCUCCAGCGCCGCGAUCGCCGCGGACCCCGCGGGCGCGGAAGCGGAGCUCGAUCGCUUGCGCGCGCUCAACGCGCAGCUCUCCGGGAGCGUCGCGGACGAGCGCGCGAAGGCGAUGGCGGCGAAAGAGGCUGAGCUCGCGGCGCGAGAGGCGGCGGCGCGAGAGGCGGAACUCAACAAGGAGCGCGUCAGAGCCGCCGCCGCGGAGCUCGAGGCGAAGCAGGCGAAGCAGCAACUCGUGGAGCAGUACGCCAAGGCGCUGAGGAAGACGUCGCCGGAGCGUAAGGCGACGAGCGAAGUCGUCGGCGCGGAGAUAAGAGCGAAGGCGCGGGAACAACAAUCGCGACGCGACGGCGACGGCGGGAGUCCGAGGAUCAGCGAGAAGGAUCUGGAUCACGACGACCUCGAGGAAGGGCCGAGCGUCGAGGAAGGGGGUGAAGGCGCGGGCGCGGGCGCGAGCGCGGCGGCGGCGGCGGCGGUGACCGCGGCGGCGAUCGCGGCCGUCGUGGCGAAGAACGAAACGGGAGGAGGAGGAGGAGGAGGAGGAGGAACAACAACAUCGCCCGGCGGCUCGGGCGGUGGUCGGGAGCAGGAUUUUAAGGAGGCUCCGUCGACGGUCGUGACGGCAUCGACGGAGCCCGAAUCCAGGGCACGAGAAGGGAGGGACGUCAGCGCGACGUCGCCGGCCGUGCCCGCCGUCCGACCAUCGCAGUCGCAGCAGAAAGGAGACGCGAACAACACGCGCACGCCCACGAAGGGCGCGAGCAAGUUCGCGUCGGCCUCGCCGAAAACGACCACACAACCACCACCUCAACAACAACAACAACAACAACAACAACAACAACAGGGCACGACGGCGUCGACCGGAAGCGACGGCGGCGGCGCGUACGACAGCGACAACUCUGUCGUCGUCCACGACACGCCGAAAGCGCCGCCGCUGCCGGUCAUUCCGUCGUUGAAAAAAAUCGACCACGUCCGCGACGAGCCGCCGCCGAUGUCCCCGCGGUCGAUAUCCAACGUCAUCGCGACGCAGGCGAAGGCGAUCGACGAGAUCGUGGCCACCGAAGGCGACGUCGCGGAGCUGAAGAAGCGCGCGGAGGACGCGGAGAGAGCGGCGAACGCGCCGGGCCUCGCCGGCGCCGACAAGGCGGCGGCGGAGCUUCGCGCAGAAGAAGCCCGCGACGCGCUCGAGGCGCUCGAGCUCGACCGCGCCGCGAAAGCGCGCGAGGCGGCGCUCGCGGUCUCGCGCGCGGCGGCGUCCGCGCCGGAGAUCCCGGAGAAGGAGAAGAAGGCGUGGCUGCGGAAGCAUCCGUACCAACCCAUCGCGCGCGCGCCCUUCGCGCUGAGCAAAUACGAGCACCACGACGAAGAGCUCUUCGACGCCGCGGAGGAGGCUGUCGUGUCGUACCUCGACGAGCAGGUCAUGGAGCAGCUGUGCGCGUUCGGCGUCGACGACGACGCGAGCGGGCUGACGGACGUGAAGUACGUGCAGAUGAUGGCGAAAGUGCGGAAGCACAGGGACGAAGAGCUCGCGGCGUUGGACGAGAGGGAGAGGGCGAAGUACGAGCUCGAGCGCGCGGCGAUUUUGGCGCACAUCGCCGCGUCGGCGCGCGUGGCGCUCGCCGCGGGGAUCGAACCGCAGACGUUGAUAUCAUCCCCGAGCCUGAAACGCGGCGCGUCGUUGUCGACGUCAGACGCGGGCGGCGGCGGGAGCGGGAGCGGGAGCGGGAGCGGGAGCGGCGCCGACGUCGUCGGGACGGAGGAGAAGCGGACGGCGGCGGGGGGGUUGGAGACCUCCGACGUCGUGAUGCGAGAGCUCGCCGUCGCCGACGCGGGGGGCGCGUUCGCCGCGAACGCGGUCGCGCAUCGCGAGACGCGAUGA
This is a messenger RNA of Micromonas pusilla CCMP1545, 3423 nucleotides long. RefSeq lists its product as uncharacterized. The transcript is spliced from 3 exons. Lineage: Eukaryota; Viridiplantae; Chlorophyta; Mamiellophyceae; Mamiellales; Mamiellaceae. Gene Ontology annotation, cellular component: cytoplasm. The coding region runs from base 1 to 3423 and encodes 1140 amino acids. The record is from RefSeq and is a predicted model, not a curated record.